CCAGUCCUGGAGCCAGCACUGCACCCGUUCCUCCGCCUGGAGCCCAGGGCCACAUCGAUGAAAACAAAGACAAGCUCCAGCGCUCCAGCCAUGUCCACGUCGCUGCGAGUGAGCCCCUCGGUCCAUGGGUACCGCUUCGACACGGCCCUGCGCAAGAAAGCCGCGGCCAACAUCUUCGAAAGCAUCAACGAGGCGGCCCUGCAGAAACUCUUCAAAAACUCCGGGGACAAGAAGGCGGAGGAGAGAGCCAAGAUAAUCCUCGCCACCGACCAGGACAUGGAGGAGAAAACGAGAGCACUGAUGGCACUAAAGCAGAGGAGAAAAGACAAACUGCUCCAGUUUCUGACAUUUCGGAAAUACUCCAUCAAAGUUCACUGAACUGGCGGAGGGAGCAGAAAUGGAGAACAUUUUGUGACGGGACUGUUUGUGACCUCCUAGCAUACUCAGCAUGCUCCGCUGCCCCGUGGGGACCUGACAGCCCCGCACAGGGCCGAGCCCCGCCGCGGGCUGCGGGCUGCGAGCGCCGGGGGCAGCGGCCCCGGCCCCGGGGCAGCGCCGCACCGGGGCAGUGCCCGGCGGCAGCGGUGCCCGCCGCACACGGGUGUGGACCGCACUCCGCUAGCCAGAGGCUCGCAGAGAGGGAGCAGCUCCCGGCGGGAGGCAGAGCAGCUUCUCCGGGCAGCCCUGGGACCCAGCUGGGGGAAAACCACACUCCCGGCCCGACUCGGGACCUCCUGAUGGACUUGGUGCUCACGGACUUGACCCUUCGGUCGUCAAGGGUGCUUUGCCUGUUCAGCCUCGUUUCCCUGAAGCCUGAGCCCGUGCAGAGCUGUGGCUGCGGGAGGCUCUGGACACCGAACAGCUGCUGCAGGGUCACUGAGCGAUUGCUGGGUGCACCCAAGGGUGCCGUGUGGUGCAGAGGCUCCAGAGACACUGCACAGCUGAGUGCAGAGUGUCUUUCCUUCCUACCUUUCCUUCCCAAGCUCUGUGUGUGCAGUACCACUCGUUUGCACAGAAGCAAUAAUAAUGACAGAUUUCCCUGAAUCUACUGUGAAGUUCCCUGAUAUUGUGUUCACUUACCACUAACACUAAAAAUCUAAAUAUAAUAACAGCAGUUCUUCUCUGUGUAGGUUACAGUCACUAUUAGACGAGUAUUUCCUUCAUGGCAAUAUUUUAUGACAAUGUUAUUAUUAUAUUGACUAUAAUUUAUUGCCUACAGUGAUGUGAAAACUAAUAAAUUAUGAAGUAAAUAUAAA
Messenger RNA from Prinia subflava (tawny-flanked prinia), 1256 nucleotides. RefSeq names its product transcriptional and immune response regulator (gene TCIM). The transcript has a single exon. NCBI's taxonomy places the organism in Eukaryota, Metazoa, Chordata, Aves, Passeriformes, Cisticolidae. Gene Ontology annotation, cellular component: cytosol; nucleus. The coding region runs from base 58 to 378 and encodes 106 amino acids. Gene Ontology annotation, molecular function: Notch binding. Gene Ontology annotation, biological process: endothelial cell activation involved in immune response; negative regulation of Notch signaling pathway. The record is from RefSeq and is a predicted model, not a curated record.